Molecule: messenger RNA, 2356 nt
Organism: Penicillium cinerascens
Lineage: Eukaryota; Fungi; Ascomycota; Eurotiomycetes; Eurotiales; Aspergillaceae
Exons: 2
Coding region: 89-2356 (755 amino acids)
Biological process (GO): transmembrane transport
Cellular component (GO): plasma membrane
Molecular function (GO): transmembrane transporter activity
Source: RefSeq, a predicted model, not a curated record
CCUUAGCACAGUUGUAUGCUGGCCCGUUUGCUAUUACAGCGGGCAACUCUUCUACCUUUCAACCUGAUCUCCACACCGAUAGUGGGCCAUGUUCUCGGAAUAUGCCUCACGCUUUCUUGCUCAGUCACAGUCCCGAGUAGCCUCUCGCCCGGACGAGCUCCAGAGAACCGGCCGUGCUCAUCCGAACCAACGCCAGGGCAGUACGAGGAACCCACCCUCCCGCUCUUCCCUGAGAACCGGCGAUCCAUAUAGGCCCGGGACAUCCCAGAUUUCCAAUUUCCCUUUUGCCUCGCGAACUUCAGCGCAACCGGCCCCUCUCUUCUAUAGCGCCACUGAUGAAUUCCGGGAAGAAGACGACGAAACUGAGCGGGAACGCGAGAUAGCCGAUUUCUAUGCACUACAACGAUCAAGACGGCAGUUUGGUGACAGCAAUCUUAAGGACUCCUCCGAACUUGAGGACUCCUCUGAACAUUCGGCCAGUUUACAUGAGGGAAAUUCUUCUUACGAUGAUCGCCCCGGUAAUGGAAAAGGGAUCAAGAGCUCGUGGCGUGGUGAAAAGGGAGCACCUGCCCCCCAUCACUCUCGAAUCGAAACUGUGGCAGAAGAGAUGGAGCAGGAGCCGGGAUCUUUCACGGGCCCGGGAAGUAGCAGGACUCGAGGCAAUCUGGUCGAUAUAGGACUCGAGGACUCCCUACGAGACAACGCUGGGGAUGAGGAACGCACUCCGUCGGAAAUUGUCGGUGAUGACCCGCCUAUUCAACGCUUCCGACAAAGACCUUCGACUCUAGAGGACUCUUGCGACUUCAACUCAUUCAGCUCUCCUGCUGAGCAGACCAAACCGCUCACCUCCGAGUUGAAUCGGCCGCCAAGUUCGGCAGGUUCCUUCCCCGCUUCUAUUUCGCCGCUCGCUUCAGAAACCUCUGUACACGACAUAUUCUGGGGACAGUUGUUCCUCAUCUCUCUCGCUGGGUUGUUUGCUACAUCUUUCCUGGUCUGGUUGCAUACAUCUACGCCAUCCGGUGACAAGUCUAAAUGGGGUGACACAAUCUACUUGACUGUCCACAGAUCUUUCUUCCUUCUUGGGAUAUACACGCUUGUUUCUGUUCUCGUGUCUCUCCUUUGGCUCGCGUUGCUACGAUCUUACGUGCGAAUUUUAGUCUAUAUGAUUAUCGUCGCCGUUCCUACCAUCCUAUUUUCCUUCUCCCUGUACCCCUUCAUCUCGAGCUUCAAGGGCGCAUGGCAUGGAUCGAGCGUCCAGGACAAGGCGAUGCGCUGGGGUUCUUUCAUCCCAUUGCUUCUGGCCGGCCUAUGGACCUACAAUGUCGUUCGAGGUCGUCGAUCCAUUGGGAAAGCGAUUGGCAUUCUCGAAUUCUCAUGUCGAAUUUUGGCCGCGAAUCCCGAAUUGCUUGCCCUCGGACUGGGUGUUCUUGUCUGCGUGGUAUCAUGGACAUGGAUUUGGAUGCUGAUGUUCACCCGUGUGUUCCUGGGCGGGCACCUGGCUGGACCACGAUCCUUUAUCAUUGAUCUGAGCAGCUGGUGGCUGGGUGUCUAUUUUGUCGUGUUUUAUCUGUGGUCGAUCGGCGUGAUUUCCGGGGUUCAACGCGCCGUCACGGCCGCGACAGUGAGCCAAUGGUACUUCCAUCGCCUGGCGAGUCCGGCACCCGCAUCACGGCAGAUCGUUCAGGCUGCCAUCGUGCAUGCCACCACCACCCUGUUCGGGACGAUCUGCCUUUCUCGCCUCCUCGGCUUGUUGAUUCGGCUGCCUUUGAUAGUACUCCCCACCCGUCUGUCCUCGUUGCUCAGCCUCUUUGCCUAUUCUCUAAUCCCCACUCCCAUUGCCUACCUGACGAACCCUCUUUCCCUCACCUAUGCAGCCAUUCAUUCCCAGCCACUGGCUGCAUCGGCGCGGGGACUGAGCCAGAUGACGGUUCUGGCUCCAUCGGCAGCCUCGUCAUCUUUGCAUCCUCGAGCCUAUUCCCGCUCUCCAGGAGCGUCUACGUCUCUUAUUUCCUAUCGUCUUUCGAAGUUGAUUCUCCAUGCUACACGCUUUAUCAUGUCUUUGGCUUUGGGCUUCGGUGGCUGGGUCACCACUGCUCGAAGCCUGACCACUGCCGCCACUGGCGGUACGAUUCGCGGCAGCUUGUAUGCCUAUGUGGUUGGUCUGAUAGCCGGAGCCAUUGGAUGGAGCAUAUUGGGUGCCAUGGAAAGUGUUAUCGCAGAUAUCGUGGAUGCUUCUGUGAUCUGCUGGGCAAGCGAAGUUGGCAUUUACGGCCGGGAAGCCCGCUACUGUCGUGAGGCUGGCUGGCUCUUUGGUGACUCGAGCUCGGACUUCCGACCCGAGUAUGGAGAAGUCUAG